AUGCUCAACAUGAAAAAAUCUCCUUCCUGUGUUUUCCUGAGCUUCUCACUCCAUUGCUUCAUAUCCUCCUCAGCUUGGAUUGAUAUGAAUAUCACUAUUGAUAAAUCUGCACUUCUUAGCCUUAAAUCUUUAACCACUUCAGAUCCAUAUGAUUCCUUAUCUACUUGGUCUCUCUCUUCUUCUCCAUGCAAUUGGGUUGGUGUCACCUGCAAUACUCACCAUGGAAGGAUUCGUUCCUUGAACCUUGGUGGCAUGGAUCUUAAAGGUACCAUAUCUCCACAAUUGGGCAAUAUCUCAUUUCUUGUUGAACUUGAUCUUAGUAGCAACAGUUUUUAUGGUCAAAUACCAAGAGAGUUAGUUCGAUUACGUAGAUUGAAACUAUUGAACUUGAGCUACAAUGACUUUCAUGGACAAGUUCCAGCAUUGAUAGGAGAUUUAUCCAUAUUGGAGUACUUAAAUAUUAGAAAUAAUAGUUUUGAUGGAUUUAUUCCACUAUCUCUAUUCAAUCUAUCAAGGUUAGAGGUAUUCGAUUGGAGUUUUAACAAGCUCUCAGGAAUCAUUCCCCAAACAAUUUCCAACUUAUCUUUACUUGAAUUGCUAAAUAUGUCCCAUAACACUUUAGCAUUCUUGUCUCUUAUAGUCACCGAUCUUAAACUUCUUUUCUCUCAUCACUAUCGAGCGUUUCCUCCUCACCUUCGAGUUGUCUCCUCACUGCCAGCUGUUUGUCAUUCAAUUUCAUCAGCUGUUCGUCCAUUUCUGUUGAGUGGUAUCACUGAAUCUCUCCUCUGUUUCUUCGCUGCUAUGUGCUAA
This is a messenger RNA of Prosopis cineraria, 810 nucleotides long. Its product is annotated as putative leucine-rich repeat receptor-like serine/threonine-protein kinase At2g24130. The record is from RefSeq and is a predicted model, not a curated record. Lineage: Eukaryota; Viridiplantae; Streptophyta; Magnoliopsida; Fabales; Fabaceae. The transcript has 3 exons. Gene Ontology annotation, molecular function: protein binding. The coding region runs from base 1 to 810 and encodes 269 amino acids.